Messenger RNA from Fomitiporia mediterranea MF3/22, 535 nucleotides. RefSeq lists its product as uncharacterized. The transcript is spliced from 3 exons. NCBI's taxonomy places the organism in Eukaryota, Fungi, Basidiomycota, Agaricomycetes, Hymenochaetales, Hymenochaetaceae. The record is from RefSeq and is a predicted model, not a curated record. The coding region runs from base 7 to 234 and encodes 75 amino acids. Gene Ontology annotation, molecular function: protein kinase activity. Gene Ontology annotation, biological process: protein phosphorylation.
GACAUCAUGCCGAAAAGCGGUCGCGCAAUGCAUUCUGAGCAGUCAGAUAUAUGGGCAUUCGGUAUGACCAUUUACGAACUUUUGACGAGGAAGAGACCAUAUUACCAUCUUGUCUGUGAUCCACAAGUUAUAACUUCUAUUAUCUGUGGCGAACUUCCUAGGAGACCCAAUCAUCACAGAGCUGGUGGGGAAAGUAUGGCAAUUUGUGGAGUAUAUGUGAGGCGUGUUGGUUAGCGGAUCCGAAUAAACGUCCAUCAGCAGCUGGGAUCGCUUCAAUUCUCAAGGCGCUAAACACCUACACGAUCCAGGGCGAAUUGGAGCCAAAUCCCAACCACGAUGUGUAUUCGCCUAAUCCACCCAAACGUAUGGAAACGUAUGAAUCAUUUGAAGAUAUGGGAAUUCGUACACGAAAGCUUGAAGGAAAGGGCAAUAAAUGCAUUAUUAUGUAAUUUACACAUGGUUCUAGAUACUUGUAACUUCGCUGUUAGGGUAUUGGUAGAUGUACUAAUAUUUCUUGCUAACCGUUAUGUUAAUU